Molecule: messenger RNA, 1927 nt
Organism: Cadophora gregata
Lineage: Eukaryota; Fungi; Ascomycota; Leotiomycetes; Helotiales; Ploettnerulaceae
Exons: 4
Coding region: 875-1927 (350 amino acids)
Molecular function (GO): oxidoreductase activity, acting on NAD(P)H
Source: RefSeq, a predicted model, not a curated record
UCGGCCACCAGCAGAGAAAGGCGAAGAAGUGUGGCAGCCAUCCCAGCCCAGCCUCCCAGCCCGAAUGACUUAUGUGAUGAGCCAGCAAACAAGAGAUAUGAUUCGUUUGACUCGGGUUCGCAUUGACAGCCUUCGGCCAGCCAUGCAUUCCUCAACCCGCCGAAGCUGGGUAAAAUAUAAAUAUCGCAGUGGAGGAGGCAGGAUCAGGAAGGAUUUCAGGACACGGUGCCUUACAGAAGGCCGCCCAAGGCAAGAUGAAGUAUCGUAAUACUCGGAAGCUUCUCAGCACCUUUUCAGACGUGCAGUUUGCCGAUCGAGGUCAAACGGAGCGCCUGGAUGAGCUCGGAAAGUUCAUCUCGCACAAGAAACUCAAUCAGGCCCCCAUUUCUCAGGAUGCUCUUCGGACAUGACAUAACAGCGUGAGCGUAGUUCCUCGUCGGGCAAAAGUUCUUCAUCUCUCUCUCCACACUUCGUCAUGUCUGCAAAUGGAAAGAUGCCCUCGUCACUUAAAAUGGAGACGACACUGCCAGGUUCAAGGUGGGUUUGCGUCUGGCCAGGAGAACCGCCGGCUGCUGAUGAGGCAUCGAGAUCGAGCGAGCAUGGAGGGGUAAUGCUAACUUUCCAGGGGACCUCCCAAGCUGGUGACAUCAGUAGUCGACUCAGUGGGGUGGAUAAGAACUGCCGUGGCAAGCAUUUUUUUGAGAUUUCAACUGCUGGAUUAAUAAUAACAGUGUAGGGAUCGGGGAGGGGAGUUAAGUAAAAUGUACUGGCACAUUUUCACUGCUUUAAUUGCUUUCCAAUCUUGCUGAACAUCCAUCUGUAUUUAUACUUUUUAUCAUUUCAACGUCACAGGAUCUACAACUACCCCAGCACAAUGUCCAAGAAUACCGUCAUUGCAACCCAGAAACCAGGCGAAGCUGCCGCAGUAGAGGCACCUGUGCCAGUUCUCCGAGAUGAUUAUAUUUUGGUUAAAGUAAAGGCAGUUGCGUUGAAUCCUACGGAUUGGAAGCAUGUAGCUUGGUUGACGUCUGAGGGUGCAAGAAUCGGUUGCGACUAUGCUGGCGUUGUGGAAGAAGUUGGAAGCAAAGUCACAAAGCCCUUCAAGAAGGGUGACCGAGUCGCCGGAUUCGCUCAUGGAGGAAAUGAGGUUCACAAGGAAGACGGAGCAUUUGGUACUACAAUAACUGCCAAAGGCGACGUCCAGAUCCGGAUUCCUGACAACUUGAGCUUUGAAGAAGCUUCCACCCUCGGCGUAGGCAUUACAACAGUCGGACAGGGUCUCUACCAGAGUCUUCAACUCCCAUUGCCCACCAAGCCCGCGACAGAGAAGACUUACCUACUCAUAUACGGAGGUUCGACAGCAACUGGCUCCCUUGCUAUCCAGUUCGCCAAAUUGUCUGGUUUGACGGUAGCUGUCACUUGUUCCCCACGUAACUUUGACUACGUGAAAAGUCUUGGAGCUGAUGCGGCAUUCGACUACAACUCCCCUACCUGUGCAAAGGAUAUUCAAGAAUGGAGCGAGGGCAAGAUUUCCCAUGCAUUCGACUGCAUUUCCGAGGGCGACAGCCCCAAAAUCACAGUAGGCGCUAUGUCACUCUUAGGUGGUGUCUAUUCCACUUUAUUGCCAGUUCCAGCAGACCAGGUGAAGAGUAUCAACGAUAAGGUCGAGAUGAAAUCCACCUUGGGAUACACAGUCAUGGGAGAGGGGUUCAAGUUUGGACCUAAUGAGAUCCCAGCUAAGCCUGAGGACUUUGAGUUUGGGAAGCUGUUCUGGGAGAUGGCUAGAGGAUUGUUAGAGGAAGGAAAGGUUAAGGUACAUAAGCCGAGUAUGAACAAAUAUGGGAAAGGCUUUGAAGGAAUUUUGAAGGGCAUGGAUGAGAUGAAAAUGGGCAACGUCAGCGGAGAAAAACUGGUAUUUACAUUGUAG